Molecule: messenger RNA, 5805 nt
Organism: Labrus mixtus (cuckoo wrasse)
Lineage: Eukaryota; Metazoa; Chordata; Actinopteri; Labriformes; Labridae
Product: nidogen-1-like
Exons: 20
Coding region: 126-4022 (1298 amino acids)
Biological process (GO): cell-matrix adhesion
Molecular function (GO): calcium ion binding
Source: RefSeq, a predicted model, not a curated record
UCACUCUCUCCUUCACUCCGCCGCUGUGCACCGCUGUAUCCGGCUGCCCUCACCUCCUCCCCGGCGUCCUUCACUGGAGAUCCCCGCUGUUGGUCCUACUUCUCCGCGGAGCCCCACGGAAAAAAAUGAGCCCCCGGUCCCGGAGCUGGCUGUGGGUCUGGUCGUGCCUGCAGCUGCUGAGCCUCGGAGUUCUUCCGACCCGGGCUCUGGAGCUGGAGGAGCUGUUCGAGUUCGGAGAAGAAGCCGGAGACCAGCUGCUGCCCCCCGGCUCGGACUCCACCGCCGAGCUGCCCCUCAACGGGACCCUCUUCUUCUUCGGAGAAACCUUCGACAAAGUUUACAUUAACACGAAUGGGUUUGUGUCCAUGGUCGACCCUCCGGCUGAGGAGGAGUACCUGGGGAAGAUGCCCGCCAGUUUCAAAAUGAUGGCCGCCUUGCUGGGCGACCUGGACAACAGUGACGGACAGGGGAGGGUCUACUACAGGACGGACAUCAGCCCGGACGUGCUGAAUCGAGCCGCCGAACACAUCAGACAAGCUUUCCCCAGAGACAACGGAGUGGACCCCAGCAGCACCUUCAUCGUCACCUGGGAGAACAUGGCCGCCAGAGGGACUUCUGGACGAGGGGACGGACUGGACGCUAAGAGAAACACUUUCCAGCUGGUUGUGGUGUCCAUGGAGUCGUCUUCCUGCGCCAUCCUCCUGUACCCCAGACACCACCUGCAGUUCCUGUCCACCUCAGUAGGGGGCGAGAGUAAGCUCCUAGAGGCUGGCUUCAAUGAAGGCCUCGUGACUGGAUGGUUCUGGAAAACCAAACAGGGAGAUUACUUCCAGAUCACCACCGAAGAAGAGAGCUCCAUCAGGGAUCUCACAGAGAAGACGACCUCGGGACAGUACGGAGUCUGGGUCUACGAGAUUGGCUCCUCUCCGAUCUUUUUAUCCAUCACUCCUGGAAUGGUCUCCGGCCCGCCUGAGUAUGAGGACGCCAUCCCACCUGCUGGAACCGAGCUGCCAAGGCAACACGUCGGGGACUACUCAACCUACAGACCUGAGAACCGACCCAGAUACCCAGAACUAGAGGUCACCACGCCCGGGUACACCGAAUCGGAGACAGAAGAGCCAGAUUACGGAGAACCAGACCAGUAUGAGCCAGAAUACGCCGUUUCUGAAUCUGUCACACCAGCAUUCAUCGACCCUGAGAGGGCUCAACCGAGGUACCCCGGCCAAACUGAGCCAAGAUACCCCGACCAAACCAAGACCGGAUACCCCGAUCAUAGAUACACACCAGUCCAGCCCAGAUACCCUGACCCUGUUCCAGCCGAACCAAGAUACACCAACCCUGAACCAGUCCAACCAGUACCACCAUAUUCCCGGUCCCACCAGCCCCAGAUCGUCGUGGUAGACGAAGACGAAGAUCUGAACGUUAACGUAUUUGCGUACAAUUUGGAGACAUGUGCACACAACAGGCACAAGUGCUCGGCCUUUGCUGACUGUCGGGAUUACAGCAACGGGUACUGCUGCCACUGUCGCCCUGGCUUUUACGGCAACGGGAAAGACUGUGUUGCUGAAGGAAAACCACAGCGAAUGAACGGAAAAGUGAAUGGUCGAGUGUUUGUUGGGAACUCUGCUUUGCCAAUCGAGCUCAAUAACAACGACCUGCACUCGUACGUGGUCGCCAAUGACGGACGAGCCUACGUGGCCAUCAGCAACAUCCCCAAGAGCCUUGGCCCAUCCCUGCAGCUGCUGUCCUCGUUGGGCGGAGUCAUCGGCUGGGCCUUCGCUCUGGAGCAGCCCGGCUACCAGAACGGCUUCAGUCUCGUUGGCGGCGUGUUUACGAGACAGGCCGAGGUGAUCUUCUAUCCGGGGAACGAGCGUCUGAACAUCAAGCAGCAGUUUAAAGGAAUCGACGAGCACGACCACCUGGUGGUGAGCACCGAGCUGGAGGGUCGUCUGCCCGCCAUCCCGCUGGGAUCCUCGGUCCAGAUCAACCCGUACAAAGAGAUCUACCAGUACGACCGAAACUUGAUCACUUCCUCCUCAAACCGUGACUACACCAUCUCCUCCCCCGACGGCUCCUCCCAGACCAGUAGCUACCAAUGGCGUCAGACGGUCACCUUCGAGAGCUGCCAGCACGACGAGGCCACCAGGGAGGUGCCGUCCACCCAGCAGCUCAGCGUGGACCAGAUCUUCGUGAUGUUCGACGCCGAAAACGACCUGAUCCGCUACGCCAUGAGCAACAAGAUCGGCUCCGUCCACAGCAGCCUUCCAGAGCAGAACCCGUGUUUCACCGGCAGACACGGCUGUGACAUCAACGCUGUGUGCAGGCCAGGUGAAGGCCUCCAGUUCACCUGUGAAUGCACCACGGGAUUCACUGGAGACGGACGCUACUGCCAUGAUACUGACGAGUGCAGAGAGACUUACAACAUCUGCGGGAACAACGCCGUCUGCACCAAUCAGCCCGGAACAUUCCGCUGCGAGUGCUUGACCGGCUUCGUGUUCGCAAGCGAUGGAAGGACCUGCAUCGAGCACAGCGGUCCGGUUGAUCACUGUCGGAGAGGAAGCCAUGACUGUGACGAUCCCCAACGAGCUCAGUGCAGCUACACCGGAGGCUCCGCCUACAUCUGCUCCUGCCUGCCUGGAUUUGUGGGUGACGGUCGGGUGUGUCGGGACGUCGACGAGUGUGAACACGACCGAUGCCACCGCGACGCCGCCUGCUCCAACACCGAGGGCUCCUUCAGCUGCCAGUGCCAUCCCGGUUACCACGGCGACGGCUUCCAGUGCAGCCCUACAUCCACAGAGCGAGAGAAGACGCAGUGCGAGCGCCACAGAGAGAGCGUUCAGGCCGCCACCUCCAGCUCCGGGAUCUUCUCUUUUUUCCGCCCUCGGCCGGCCGUCGGUCAGUACGUCCCUCAGUGCGACCAGCAUGGCGCCUACGAGCCCACGCAGUGUCACACCAGCAUCCAACAGUGCUGGUGUGUGGACGCCAACGGCCAGGAGAUCCCCAACACCCGCACGGGACCCGGCAGCACGCCGCUGUGUAUCGAUCAGGCGGUGACUCCCGCUCCCGUUGGACCGACCCCGCGGCCCGACGUUCACCCCGUCGCCCCGGGAACACACCUGCUGUUCGCUCAGAGCGGGAGGAUCGAACACCUGCCGCUGGACGGAUACACCUUUAAGAAAGAGGACGCUAAACCUCUGCUGCACAUCCCCGACCGCGUGGUAAUCGCUGUGGCCUACGACUGCGUGGACAAGAUGGUCUACUGGACCGACAUCACCGGGCCGGCCAUCAGCAGGGCCAGAAUGAGCGGAGGGGACAUCAGCCACGUCAUCACUACAGAGCUGCAGAGUCCUGAAGGCAUCGCCAUCGACCAUGUGGCUCGUCUCCUCUUCUGGACUGACUCCAUGCGAGACACUGUGGAGGUUUCCAAAUUGGACGGCAGCCAGCGGCGAGUCCUGUUCGACACGGAUCUGAUCAACCCCCGAGCCAUCGUCACCAACCCAGCGUACGGCCGCAUUUUCUGGGCGGACUGGAACAGAGACGGGCCUAAGAUUGAGAUGUCGAACAUGGAUGGAACAGAUAGGACCGUCCUUGUGAAAGACGACCUGGGGCUUCCAAACGGUCUGACCUUUGACAUCGAGAACCAACAGCUGUGCUGGGCUGAUGCAGGUACUCGUAAGGUGGAGUGUAUGGAUCCUCACCGCCGGCUGAGGAGGCAGGUCGUUGAAGGGAUCCAGUAUCCAUUCGGUCUUGUCUCCUUUGGAAAGAACCUUUACUACACCGACUGGAGGAGGGAGGCGGUGGUCGCUGUGGACAGUCAGGCAGAGAAGGAGACAGAAGAGUUCCUGCCUCAGAAACGCUCCCGACUGUACGGCAUCACCACGACACCCACACAGUGUCCACAAGCUUAUAACUACUGCUCCAACAAUGGCGGCUGUUCUCACCUGUGUCUGCCGCGGCUCGGUGGCUUUACCUGCCGCUGCCCAGACGGCUCCGCUGGCAGCUGUGAAGAGAGAAAUCUGUGAGGACUGAGGACAACGAGAACGCUCCGACUGCUGAGAGAGGACAAGAACAAAACACACUCAACGGAAUUCAUGUGUUUUCUAAUUUUCUUACUUGAACUACGAUUUUAGAGUUUUAUGAGUUUUUGGCACCUGAAAAGCUUUUCAGAACUCACUGCAUUAAUGGGUUCAAAUUCUGGUCCAACAAGGGAGAUGAGAUACGCUCAUCCUGUUAAUGUUAAAUUUAUAUAGUUUAUAAUCUGAAAAUGACACUCAUACAGGGAUAUUUUGACAGCUAAUAAUGAUUUCUGAAAAGGUACCAAAUAUUGAACUUCAUAUUUUGUUUCAAUGUUUUUUUUUUUUUUAAGUGAAACUUGUUACUUUUUCUCAGUUUGGUCUGAAACAUAAUUUGCGAAAAACAAUCAGAAUUUUCACAAUCGUCAACUACAAUCAACAACUGUUAUCAAACGCCUGUGGCAAAGGUCAAAGGAGGGUCUUAAAAACCCUUUUCAUGCAUAUAAUGAUAACUCAGGUCAUUUUAAACUUGGGCCCAGGUUUAGAAAUAAGGGACAACGACUUUCUGAGACAUCCAUUUAGACCAUCAGACUCAUAAAAACUUCAACGAUCAAAUACGAUCAUAUCAACUCAAACGCUUUCUUUGGCUUGUUGCAAAUUUAAAGGCAGGGUUGGUAAUGUCCUCCAAAUAAUCCUUUUAAGAUUUUGGUUGAAGUUGUCUUUAGGUCCUGACAGAAAUUAAUAACUCAGGUUCUGAAAAAGGAAAAAAAGAAAAUCCAUCAUCUGUAUCAGUUUGUGAGCCUGAAAAAACUUCAGCCAAUGUGUGCCACGAGGUACCAAUCUGAUGAACCAAUCAGGCGCCUCCCUGUCUCCCUUCUCGUUCUCUACCUCUUGCUGUCACUAGCCCACACUCAAAGUAUGAGCUGAGGUCCGCUUCUGGAGCAACGGCGCUCGUGCAUGUGGCUUUUGAGGGAGCACAGAGGGGAGGGGGUGCAGACGGAGCACUGAGGGAAUGCUAGUUUCAAAAUCAUGCUAGUUUUAGAAAAUUACCAACCCUGCCUUUAACUCAACAACUGCUCAAUGUGUGUGUAAGAGUUAUAGAAGCCAAAUCAUUUGGAAAACGUUCCAAAAAAUGCAUCAUUUUUGAGUUAGUCAAGAUAUAUUUUGCACCAUGUACUAAAAUCUUUAGGAAGAAUUUACAAAAACAUUUGAAACUUUUUUAAAUCUGUGAGUAAUAUAAACGUAUUGACUGAAUUUUAGAAAACAUUCUCAAAUAAUCGUGAGCCAAAGUUUUUUUUGGUAACACUUUUGUUUACAUCAUUUUUUAUGAAAACGUUUGCUGAUCUCUUUUUAAACUGUUGACAUACCAGCCAGAAAACAAAGUUUAUUUGAAAAAGACACCAGGGCAGUGAAAAUAUCAACGCUUAGUCCGACAAGAAGAGUUAACUUCUUGGUAGAGUAGAAUUUAUAUUACCUACAAAGUACAGACUUCAAAAGUUUGUAAGGUCUGUAUGGAUUGGUUUAUAUAAUGAAACUGUUACUCCUUUAAAAAUUACUUUAAUUUUAACACGUUAACAAGAAUAACUUGGUUUACAAAGAAAUACAGGGACGUAUCUUUUGUUUAUCUGGUUUUAAAGUCAAAAUGUGAAAACCACUUCCUGUUUGAUUUGUGAUGAGGUGAUUAACAGCCAAACCAAAGAUUACUGAAGCUACAUAAGGGCUGAAAUAAAUGUAUAAUCAGACUAUAUUUAACUUUUAAGGAUAUCUUAUAAAUGAAGUUUUUUAAUCUGAA